This is a messenger RNA of Danio rerio (zebrafish), 1903 nucleotides long. Lineage: Eukaryota; Metazoa; Chordata; Actinopteri; Cypriniformes; Danionidae. The record is from RefSeq and is a predicted model, not a curated record.
AACGACUCGUGUUUGAAUCGCUACUAGUUCAAAGGUCAUACGGCAGCUGCUCAAAUGGCGCAUGUUCAUACAGAAAUGUGUCUAAAAGUUAUGUAGUUACACCACCGUUUGACUUUUCAUCGUAGUAUUAAUUCCAGAAUUGAAUAUUCAUUUAAAAAAACUUUAGAAGUGUCAGUGUUUAUAGUUCGAUUUCAGUCAGCAUAGAAAUGGCAGGUCCAGAGCUGCUGCUAGACUCCAGUAUUCGCCUUUGGGUUGUUUUGCCCAUAGUCUUCAUCACAUUCUUCGUCGGAGUUUUGCGGCAUUACAUCACUAAACUCAUCCAUAAUGAGAAGAAAGUGGAUCUGCAGCAGGUGUCUGACAGCCAGGUUUUGCUGCGCAGUCGCAUAUUAAGAGAAAACGGAAAGUAUCUUCCUAAACAGUCAUUUGCCAUGAGAAAACAUUACUUCAACAACCCUGAGACUGGAUUCUUCAAGAAGGUCAAAAGAAAGGUGACCCCCAAAAACCCCAUGACAGAUCCCAGCAUGCUGACCGACAUGAUGAAAGGAAAUCUGACCAACGUGCUGCCCAUGAUUCUGAUUGGAGGAUGGAUCAACUGGGCCUUUUCUGGUUUCCUCACAACUAAAGUUCCUUUUCCUCUGACGCUGAGAUUUAAGCCCAUGCUACAGAGAGGAAUCGAGCUGGUCUCUCUGGAUGCCUCAUGGGUUAGUUCAGCUUCAUGGUAUUUUCUUAAUGUGUUCGGGCUCAGAAGCAUGUACACCCUCAUCCUUGGACAAGACAAUGCCCUGGUGGCUUUUCUUCUUCCUGUUCAUUUUCAGCUGCAGAUCAGUCCAGAAUUAUGCAGGAUCAGAUGACGGGGGCUGCGAUGGCGAUGCCCCCUGAUCCUAAUAAAGCAUUUAAGAGCGAGUGGGAAGCCCUGGAGAUCGUGGAGCAUAAAUGGGCCCUGGAGAACGUUGAGGAGGAACUCAUGUGUCAGGAUCUGAACUUCAGAGAACUCUUUAACUAAAAACCACAGUCAAAAUCAAACAUCUGAUAUGAUAUGAACCAGCGAUUGCUUAACAUGAUUCAUAUGCUGACACUUGACGAAUGCUGGAAUGAUCCUGACGGUGUUUAGGGUGAUUUUAACGUCCUAAAGAGAUAGUUCACCCCCAAAUAAAGAAAACUCUGUCAUCAUUAACCCUUGUUUUUUUAAAGAAUGUAGGAAACCUGUAACCAUUGACAUCCAUAAUAGAUAAAUCAAAUACUAUUAAAGUCAAUGGAUACCGGUUUCCAAAUUUACGAUGACAGGAUUUCCAUUUUUGGGUGUACAAUCCCUUGAACACCCACACGAAUGUCCUGAGAAUUGAAAUUCAAUACAAGCACAGCGAAGAUAGAAAAUGACUGCCAAAUGUAUUAACAUACAGAUGUUUUCAUGUUUUAUGCCUUAAUAUUAUAUUUAUGUGUGAACUGAUGCAUUGGAAACAUGUUUUAGGACAGUGUUUCUCAACCAUGUUCCUGGAGGACCACCAGCACUGCAUGUUUUGGAGGUCUUCUUUAUCUGACACACCCAUUACAGGUCUUUCAGUCUCUGCCAAUGAGCUGGUGAUCUGAAUCAGAUGUGUUUGGUUGAGAUGUGCAGAGGUGGUGGUCCUCCAGGAACACGGUUGAGAAACACUGUCUUAGGAGUUCAGUGCCUUCCAAACAGUUGUUUAGGAUUUCAACUUUAAUUAAACCAGUUCUAUACAGCAGUUUUUCUCUUUAGCGCUCGAUUUUUAUGGAGGUUUCUUAUUGCCGUGCCGUUGUUUCAAACACUGAAAUAUUCUGACAUAAAUUGAUUGUAGAGCAGAUGUUAUUUCGUCCUCUGUGUUCGAGAGAUGUAUUAAUAUAAUAAACAUUAUAUUGAACCCUCAGGUGAAGAGGAAAUCAA